AUGCCGGUGCGGAGGGUGCUGGUGAUGAGGAGGCGGGAAGAAGGUGAGGGAGGGGAGGGCGAGGGCGAGGGCGAGGGCGAGGGCGAGGAGAAGUUCUCCUUGGAGGGAAGCAGACGGAAACGUAAGACGGAAGCUCUGCGAGCUGUCCAGGAAGCUUAUCAGCGAGCGCUCUUGCGGAGAGCGAAGGACCAUGGGGCAACGAUAGUGGACGAGGCAAGUGCCGCCGAACAGGAGCAAGGACAAGAGGAAGAGAAGAAGCGAGAGGAAAGGUUUGCUGUAGGGCAGAGCAAAAGCUCCAAGCAGCUCAGGCAGCAGAUCCAUGACCUUGUCAAGAAGAAGCAAGAGUUGGAGCAUGCCGACCCGCCAGCCGCGGCCCUGGCAAAUUCACUCAAGCCCUCGAUGCCAAACAAGUCGAUGCUCGCGCUCUCUCGUCGCCACAACUUCUCGUCUCCAAGGACAAGAGCUGCCAUAGAGCAAGCUCAUGCCUUUCGACCCCUUGCAAACUUGCCGAUCGACAGUCUUGACAGCUUAUCUGCUCUCGAAGCCUCUGCUCAUGACUCGCUUCUCGACGUCAACGACCGUUCACACGAUCUUCUCUGGAUCAAGUCUCCCUCCAAUACCUCUGUCCUCGCCUGCCGCUCCUCUGCUGUGACUCCGAGGGUGCUGGAGAGCAUGGAAAGAAUCUCGGGGUUCAGCCUCCACCGUCUUUUUCUGCUUUGGGUGAAAGAGACGAGGAGGAGGAGGACGGCGAGUCGUCCGGGGAUAGGGACAUCGCUGAAGGAGGCUAUCUCUCUUCUGAAGGAAAGAUUUCGCUUCAUCUUUGAAAACUCUGCAGAGGCCUUCAUCUUCAUGGAUGUCAACGGAUCAGGCGACAUUUCUGUGAAAGAAAUGCAACGAGGUCUAUACCGCAUGAAUCUCCACGAGAUCUGGCGAUGCAAGGAUCCAACGUGCGUGAAGUACAACUGCCCCUUUUCUUUCGCUCCCAACCAGGAGUUGUUCCACUCCUACCUCAUCCUCGACAGCACCAUGACUGCUGAAAUCAUCAACACAGUCGAUAAAGGAUGUGCAGACCGAUCGGUAAGAGCGGCGGCGGAAGGGAGAGGAGAGCAAGAGGAGGACGACGACGAGAGCAGGAGCACGACGAAACAAGAGGAGAAGCUCCGAGAAGAAAAGGAGUACUCCAUCGCAUGGCGGACGAGAGAUCGUGUGAUUGCCAAAGGAAGGAACUUCGGGACAAUCGAAGACUGGAGAAGGCAUGCACGUGCCAAGGCGGGCUUGGCAAAGAGGGAGCUUUACUCGCUCACCAUCGACUUGAAGCACAAGCUGCGUAUCAGGGAGGAGCGGUACAAGCUGCUCAAACAGGAGACCAAGGCAGAGAGGAGAGAACGCUUGUCUGAGGACCUUGAGGAGGCGAUGCAGCGGGUGCGGAGGUGUCAGCGGGAUCUCCUGGACGUGUUGCAGGACAGCGGGCUUUUCCUCGUGCUCCCGCGAAUUAUGAAGGAAUAUUUCAACUUGGAUGUAGAGGAGCUGCAAGACGACUGUGAGAACAUCGAAACCGUGCUGAAUGCUGUGAUGCACAAACUUGAGGAGCUGGACGACGAUCAGAGAAAGAUUUUGCUGCUAGAAGACUACAAGAUGGCGCAUCGGAAGUAUCCUGCCAAGGUUCCUGCUCUUACUGAGGAGGAGGAGAAGAGGAAUAACUUGCUGAGGCAGGAGGAGCAUGGCGAUGACGACAUGAUCGAAAUUUUUGGAGAUGUUCACCUGCAGCAGAAGAGCCUAGGGAGAUAUCGUCGCCUUCCCAUGUCCCAUUACAACAAACCCGUCUUCCAGCAAGAGGCGGUUGCAGACGCCUCCUACCUCUUCUUCUCGAGGCUGCAGUAUGACUUCUCAGUCCAGCCCCGCCAUGAAGGGCGCAAGCUCUCGCUCAGGGACAGGGAGCGUGUAAGAAGCGAGCCAGGCGCUGGCGUGUGGGUGAUAGCACAGCAAGUUGGAAUUUCCUCGGAGGGAUGGCAGCUAGCUGCCCUGGAAGAAGUCUCUUCUCCUGCACUGCUGGGCUCAAAGUGGCUUGAGCUCGAUCGAGGAUUCGGUCGUCAUGCAGACGUCAAGGUCUUGUCAUUCUCUCAGAUCAACCGCAGGGAUGCCAUUGCUCAGUUGUGCUCCGAGCUCAGCGGCCCAUCGGAAGAGCAGCAGGACGACAGUCACUUGCGACUUGACUUGGCGUAUCGGCUGCCAGCGACGUAUGCUGAUCUGACGGAGGAGGAAAAACAAGCGGUCAACGCCGUGCUCGGGCACACGAACCUGGCGCGAGAGGAGCGAUUCAUCGACGGGAUUGAAGGCAAGGGACACGCACAGGACGAAGUCGUCACUCUCAUGCCCUUCCUCACGCUCGAACCUUCACGGGAAAGCAGCGUGACUGCAGGAUGCUGUCUGGAGUUUGUUGGGGUGUCGCCAGAUGCCAGCGCUUCUUUGGUGCUGUUGAACACGCAGAGUGGAGAGUCCUUGCGCAUCAGCACAUGGCGAAAAGACCAUGACAGGUACCGUGUGACAGUGGAUAAGGUCGACAAAAAUGGGAGCGCAGCAAUCCUUGUGGACCAUGAUGUGAAGGCCUUCAGAGAGAUUGUUGAUGAGCACCGUCUGCAAGUGAGGCCUGAGUUUGAGAUCGCACCGAACAAUCAUGUGGUAGCCCUGCUUGACACGGGAGUCUGCCAGCGAGUACUUCUUCGAUUCGACCAGGAGGACUUUUGCGCGAGUGAACUUGGAGUCUCUUGCUGCAUGUCUCCCAACUCUCAGGCCGAGAUCGUCGUCAGGGACUGCGGACGCUCGUCGAUCCCAGCAGAACGCAUGCAGCUGGUGGGCUCUCAGCCCUCAACGCAAGUUCAAGGGUUCUCAGAUGCUUCUGGAUGGACGCUCUCUGAAGAGCUCUCUGAAGAGGAGCGACGGAGCAUCAUGGAGAUGUUAGGAAGUGCAGUGCACAGCGCUCAGGGCAGCACAUCACUUUAUGAGGUGCUCAACGAGGAGGAGGAUGAAGAGCAGCAGGUGCAGGUCAAUCAGGAUGACGUGGAGGCAACGGUGAGGAAGGAGAUUGAAGAGCUACACUCUUUCUUCGCUCAGUGGCUGAACGGGCUUGUCCCGAUGACCGAAGAAGCCUUCUCAAGAUUUCCAAGUGUGCUGGCCACGGACUUCAGCAUCGUGUCCUCUGAUGGGUCACUUCACUCGAGAGAAGGUGCCCUCAAGAUGAUGUAUGAGGCUCAUGCCUGCAUGGGCGGAUCAGCGAGUCCGAUUGAUAUCUCCGUUCGCAACGUCAGGCUGCUUCAGACGUUGCAAGGGAAAGAGGGGAACUCAAUGAUCGUUGCGUACGAGGAGAUUCAAACUGUAGGCAGCGCGUACCACAUUCGCCAAUCGACCGCGGUGCUGGAACAGACCAGGAAGAGUUCUUGUCCAAAUGGACUCUGCUGGCGUCAUACCCAUGAGACCAUGGUACAGGCAAAAGAACCCAAGGAGGUCAACCCUGACCUUCCAGAGGGUAGCGAGGGGGCGGCCAAGGGCCUCAGCUCUGAGGAGAUUGGCGUACUCAAUGCGUUCGAGCGAGCUCUGCAGGAGAAGAUUGAGCAGUCGGUGCUCGACGCAGUUGACAAAAUGAUGCAAGAAUAG
Guillardia theta CCMP2712 is the source of this 3651-nucleotide messenger RNA. RefSeq lists its product as hypothetical. NCBI's taxonomy places the organism in Eukaryota, Cryptophyceae, Pyrenomonadales, Geminigeraceae. The transcript has 42 exons. The record is from RefSeq and is a predicted model, not a curated record. Gene Ontology annotation, molecular function: calcium ion binding. Bases 1 to 3651 code for a protein of 1216 amino acids.